Molecule: messenger RNA, 3266 nt
Organism: Chrysemys picta bellii (western painted turtle)
Lineage: Eukaryota; Metazoa; Chordata; Testudines; Emydidae
Gene: CCNB2
Product: cyclin B2
Biological process (GO): regulation of cyclin-dependent protein serine/threonine kinase activity; mitotic cell cycle phase transition
Cellular component (GO): cytoplasm; cyclin-dependent protein kinase holoenzyme complex; nucleus
Molecular function (GO): cyclin-dependent protein serine/threonine kinase regulator activity
Source: RefSeq, a predicted model, not a curated record
GUUCCCUUCCCGCCCCCAUCGGCUCUGGCGGCCCAGCCACGAGGGACCGACCGGCCCCGUCCGAGCGCUGCCUCUACCCGCCGUGACUACGUGUCCCAAGCUCCUUUGCGCAAGGCCGAGCUCGCGAGAACUCUCAGUCGUAGCCGAGAUCCGGCCCGGCUCCCUUUGAACCUUUGUUUUUGUUAAAAUCUCAAUUCCCGCGGAAGCGCUUCGAAGCCGGUUUUCCCUUCCCGGCCAAGGGUCAUCGUCACGGCAACGCAUGGGGCGGAGCCCGAAAGCUGGGCCAAUCAGAUGAGAGCAUCGUACGAAGCUGUCCAAUGGGAGCACAGGCGGGGCGCUAUUUGAAGCUGAGGGCGGUGCGCUAAGAUAAUAGUGUAGUAGCUGUAUCAAGAGGCGGAAGGGGUGUAGGGGUCGCGCUCGCUCUUACAGCCCGACCGUCUCCAGUCAAGAGCUGCCGUCCUCAUGGCGCUGGUCCGGCGCGCUGCGGUGAUGACAUAAGAGAACCCAGUUUGGUCACUGGAUCAUCUCCAUGGAAAUUCAGCUUUAGUUACAAUUGGGUGGACACACUAAAUAGCUAAGCCACAGAUUACUAGAGGGGUGGAGAAUGCUAUGACAGGACUUAACAACAAAGCCAAAAGUCAAGUGACUAACAAAAGGGCUGCUUUGGAAGAGAUUGGGAAUAGAGUUACAACCAGAGGAACACAUGCAGCCAAGAAAACAGAGAGCUUCAAAGUACCUGUAAAAACUACAAAAGGAGCUACUAAACCAGCAAAUGUAACUGCACAACCUAAACCUCCAGCUGCAGUGAAUUUCUCUCUUGAAGAGACUGUUCCAAAGAUCCUGUCUCCAACCCCUAUGGAUGUAUCCAUGAAAGAAGAGGACCUAUGCCAAGCUUUCUCUGAUGUGCUGCUUAACAACAUAGAGGAUAUUGAUGCUGAUGACUGGGAAAAUCCUCAACUCUGUAGUGACUAUGUAAAGGAUAUUUAUCUGUAUCUGAGGCAGCUUGAGCUGCAGCAAUCAGUACGUCCACACUACCUCAAUGGGAAGGAGAUCAAUGGGCGUAUGCGUGCAAUUCUAGUUGAUUGGCUGGUUCAGGUCCACUCAAGGUUUCAGCUCUUGCAGGAAACACUGUAUAUGUGUGUUGCGAUUAUGGACCGCUUCUUACAAAUUCACCCAGUAUCCCGUAAGAAGCUUCAGCUGGCCGGUGUUACAGCAUUGCUUCUUGCCUCAAAGUAUGAGGAGAUAUUCUCCCCUGAUAUUGCGGAUUUUGUUUACAUCACUGACAAUGCAUACUCCAGCUCUCAGAUCAGAGAGAUGGAAAUGAUGAUUCUUAGGGAGCUGAACUUUGACUUGGGACGCCCUCUACCACUCCACUUCUUAAGGAGAGCAUCAAAAGCUGGUGAGGCUGAUGCUGAGCAACAUACACUAGCAAAGUACCUGAUGGAGCUGACACUCGUAGACUAUGAUAUGAUACACCAUCAUCCUUCGGAGAUAGCAGCUGCUGCCUUAUGCUUGUCUCAAAAGGUUCUGGGGCAAGGCAAAUGGGGUGUAAAGCAGCAGUACUACACUGGGUAUGCAGAAGACAAUCUUGUGCUAAUUAUGCAACAUAUGGCCAAGAAUGUAGUAAGAGUAAAUGAGAACUUAACAAAAUACACUGCCAUAAGGAACAAGUAUGCAAGCAGCAAACUCAUGAGGAUCAGCACAAUUCCUCAACUGAACUCCAAAACAGUCAAAGACCUUGCUUCAUCUCUCUUGGGAUAAUCCUAGGGAGACAAUUCCUACUCCAUGCACUUUGUCAACAUGUGCCUAUUGAGGCACAACUGCUGCUUUUGUACAUAGCCUUCAAUCUUAGUACAGACACCUCAGAUUCACUCUGAAAGCAAACUUUUAAACUUGCCCUUUAAUGCUCUUGUAUAUCUAGAAAUAAAGCUCCUUUUUAAAAAAAGAAAACCUCUCCCUGGGCAUUACUUACAGUAAGUGUAGAUGGUGCUUAUGAGAACUUGACUUUCAGAAGAAAUGUGAAAAGACCUCCUUAAUUAGUAAACUUUGGGUAGACUUAAGAUGACCCCCUCCUAAUAGGCCAGCAGUCAGAACCUUCACUGUCUAAAACAAAGGGUUCUAGAGUAUGUAGUUGACAUGAAUGUGGCAAACAGAAGGGUGUCUAGCAGUAAUCUACACUCAUAAGCUGGAGCAGCCUGGCUUUUGGGGGUGGGGGGAGAGUAAAAUCUUCAGUUGCCUCAAAUUGGGCAAAGUAGUACAUGCAGAGAUGUCUCUUAUAUCUUAUGUAGUUGUAGUCCCAUAACAAGCCCCCUGAAUGUCUACGUUUAGUAACUAGAGUUAACCAUUGCCUGAUGCAUGGAGGCCAGCAGAAGUGGGGCAUGUAUAAGCUAUAAACUGUCUAGACAUGAAGUACAGCUAUUCUUGCAGGGCUGAGCUGAUUGGAAAAUGGAAAAAAUCAUCCACCCCUAUAGCUGACACUUAACUUAAUUCCAAUCCAUGUAACUGAAGCUUCCUACUGCUAUUGGAAGGAGGAAGAUAGUAGGAAACUGGCAAUUAGAGUAAAGAAAAGGGUUCCCCCUCCUAGAGCUGCUGGAGUUAAGCUAGUGAAACUACUACUGAGUUCAUUAUGAACUAUCCCAAUGGAAGGCUAUGGGGCUAGAGAACAUGUGAUUUGGGUGUUCACCUAGGAGGUGGGAGACCCACUUGAUUAGGUACCUGUGCAGGGACUUGAAUUUGGAGUAGCUUCAACAGAAGACCAAAACCUGCCCCAGAAAAUCUUCUCCUCCUCUGCUCGCUAGAGUGCUUUCCUGCAAGGUGGGAGACCCAAGUUCAGACCUCUUCCCAAGUCCUGAAAUGGGUUAAGGCCUAAACUUUCAGUAAGUUUCAUGGCCAUUGGAGCAGUUCCAGGCUUAAUUAAACUACAUAUUGUACAGCACUCUCUGAUACUACCCUAGCUAGUCUCAAACCAUUUUAUGUGUGUUGAAAAUGAUAGUUUUGCCUCACCUACUGCACUGAGGGUGAUACUAAAGGUAAAUGUUUUGUUUUUGGUGGUGACCAUUCUACUGCAUACUACCAGGUCAGUGUGGUUGCCUGAACCCAUCUCUAUUUACAUCACUGUAGUGAUGAGGAGCCUUAUGUAGACCAAAAUUCCCUUUAAUCAGUGCUAUACAAACAGAACAAAUUUUGAGUACUUUAAGUGAGAAGGUGCCAUAUGCUGACCCUUCCAAUCAGUAUUAUCUCAACUCUGAAUUUUUAAUCUCCUCUUG